Dipodomys ordii (Ord's kangaroo rat) is the source of this 1251-nucleotide messenger RNA. RefSeq names its product isthmin 2 (gene Ism2). The record is from RefSeq and is a predicted model, not a curated record. The transcript has 5 exons. The coding region runs from base 1 to 1161 and encodes 386 amino acids. Lineage: Eukaryota; Metazoa; Chordata; Mammalia; Rodentia; Heteromyidae.
AUGCGUCGGCUCCUGCUCAGCGCGAUGCUCCUGGCGGCGCUGCUGGACGCGGGCCGAGGGCUCCCCGUGAGGAAGCCGCGCGGUCUGGAGCCCCAGUCCAGGAGCCACGCGAGGCUGGAGGAGGCCUCAGCCACCCUAAAUCCUGACUCUUCUGGAAAAGAGGAGGAGACACCAGGGCUCCCCAGAAACCAUGUCCAGGCAGGGCCAUGCCAGGACAGGUGCCAGACCCUCCCUGAUCCAGUGGCCCUGACCCCGGGCAUGGCCAUCCCUCCUGGGGCCCUGGAAGCUACCCCUUUGCUGCUGGAGUUGCAGAAGCUACCAGGAUUGGCCAACACAGACUUGAGUGCCCCGAACCCCAACAUCCAGGUGAGACUACAGAUGCUGAGCGCACUCACCCUGGCUCCCUGCCUUGAUGCAGACUAUGAGCCCCAGGAGGAGUGGAGCCCCUGGUCUCCUUGCAGUGGGAGCUGCAGCAGCGGCAGCCAGCGACGGACUCGGUCCUGCGGCUAUGCCUGCACUACCACCGAGUCCCGUGUCUGUGACCUGCCUCCCUGUCCUGGCACCAAGGAUGAGAACACCUUGGACUUCCCCAGUGAGGGGUGGCUGCCCCUGGUCCACAAUGCGACGGGUAUGUUUGACCCAGCUGUGGACAGCUGUGAGAAGUGGCUGAACUGCAAGAGCGACUUCCUAUCCAAGUACUUGAGCCAAGUGCUUCAGGACCUGCCCAGCUGCCCCUGUGUGUACCCCCGGGAGGCUGUGUACCGUGCGGUGAGCCUGCAGGACGAGCUGCAGGGUCGCAGCUUCCAGUGGCGGGAUGCCAGUGGGCCCCGUGAACGCCUGGACAUCUACCAGCCUACGGCGCGCUUCUGCCUACGUUCUGAGCUGUCCAAGGACAGCAGCACACUGGCCGCCCAGCACUGCUGCUAUGACGAGCAGGGUCGGCUGCUAACCCGUGGCAAGGGCGCAGGCGCGCCGGACCUCAUCAGCACCAACUUCUCUCCUGAACUGCACUUCAAGGUGGACACGCUGCCCUGGAUCCUGUGUAAGGGGGACUGGAGCCGAUACCACACCGUGCGGCCCCCCAACAAUGGCCGAGCCUGCACUGACAACCCUCUGGAAGAAGAAUAUCUGGCCCAGCUGCAGGAGGCCAAAGAGUACUGAUGUGGAUGCCCCACUUCUGUGGCUCCUCAUCCUGCUUCUGCCUCUGCCCACACUGGGUGGGUGCAAGGGCCCACCAGGUCUUGUCUGUGG